Molecule: messenger RNA, 1876 nt
Organism: Oryza brachyantha (malo sina)
Lineage: Eukaryota; Viridiplantae; Streptophyta; Magnoliopsida; Poales; Poaceae
Product: GTPase-activating protein gyp1
Exons: 10
Coding region: 349-1683 (444 amino acids)
Biological process (GO): activation of GTPase activity
Molecular function (GO): GTPase activator activity
Source: RefSeq, a predicted model, not a curated record
AGCCAGAGAGCAUCGCAUCACACACCGCCGCCUCCUCCUCCUCCCUCCCUCCCUCCCCGGCGAUCGACCCACCCGCCGCUUCGCCCUCCCGGCGCCGCCGCCGACGACCCAGACGCGCCUCCCGCGAGCUCACCUCUGUGUGCGAUUCGACCCCUCUCGAGCUUUUUAGCCGGGGGGAGCGAAAAAGGAGGAAAGCUCGCAAGGAUAGGCUCGCAUGGGGAGCCGGAUCGGGAGGUAGACGGAGAGCGAGAUCCGGUGAGGCGGGAGAGAGGGAGGACUGCCGCGUGGUUUUGGCUGCCUGCUCUCCCACCGCCCAGCCCCGGCGAUUCGGGCCACCGGCCGGCGACGAUGAGCGGUGGCGGCGGCGGCGGAGGGGGAGGAGGAGGAGGAAGCCCCAACAACACGGAAUGGCGCUUCAACCAGACGCUCCGCAACGUGCAAGGAAUGCUCAAAGGACGGAGCUUUCCUGGGAAGGUUCUGCUAACCCGAAGAUCGGAACCUCUUUCACCUCCUGAAUACUCCCCGCGCUUUGAGAAUGAUCAUGAUGAAUAUGAACAAAACGAAGGCUUGCAAGAAGGAAAAGGGCAAGCAUCCGGGAACACAACUGAUAACAUCAGUGCAAAGAAAUCAAAUCCACCAUCGACAAGUAGCACCAAUUCAUUACCAGAUGCUCAAGGAUUAGUUUCUGGGGCUAGAGCUACAGAUUCUACACGAAUGGCUAAAUUCACAAAUGAACUGUCUAGGCCAGCUGUUAUAUUAGAUAAGUUGCGUGAACUGUCUUGGAGUGGUGUUCCACCUUAUAUGCGACCUAAUGUAUGGAGACUUCUUUUGGGAUAUGCACCACCUAAUGCGGAUAGGCGAGAAGGUGUUCUAACAAGGAAAAGACUCGAGUAUGUCGAAUGUGUUUCUCAAUACUAUGAUAUUCCUGACACUGAACGCUCUGAUGAAGAGAUUAAUAUGCUUCGACAGAUUGCUGUUGACUGCCCAAGAACUGUGCCAGAUGUUACCUUUUUCCAGCACCCUCAAAUUCAGAAAUCUCUUGAGCGCAUUUUGUAUACAUGGGCCAUCCGUCAUCCAGCAAGUGGUUACGUUCAAGGAAUAAAUGACCUUCUUACACCAUUCUUGGUCGUAUUCUUAUCAGAGCACCUAGAGGGCAACAUGGACACCUGGUCCAUGGAAAAGCUUUCUCCACAGGAUGUUUCUAAUAUAGAAGCAGACUGUUAUUGGUGUCUUUCAAAGUUCCUUGAUGGUAUGCAAGACCACUACACCUUUGCCCAACCAGGAAUUCAGCGCCUUAUUUUCAGGUUGAAAGAACUUGUUCAUCGUAUAGACGAACCUGUCUCAAAGCACAUAGAGGAACAAGGGUUGGACUUUCUUCAGUUUGCAUUCCGUUGGUUCAAUUGUCUUCUGAUUCGUGAGAUUCCUUUUCAUCUUGUCACACGCUUGUGGGAUACCUACCUUGCUGAAGGAGAUUAUCUACCGGACUUUCUUGUGUACAUAUCUGCUAGCUUUUUAUUAACAUGGUCAGACAAGCUGAAGAAACUUGAUUUUCAAGAGAUGGUCAUGUUCCUUCAGCAUCUUCCGACAAGGAACUGGGCGCACCAUGAGCUUGAGAUGGUACUCUCCAGGGCUUACAUGUGGCACACAAUGUUCAAAAGUUCACCAAGUCAUCUCGUCAGCUAGUACGCCUGAUGAUCAUGCCUGUAACCUAUGACCUGAUUUUUCAUGUACUCUAGACUUGUCCCCUUUCGGGAGAACCAUGAAGAGACUUCUCAUUUUUGGGGUCCAUAUUAUCAAUUGUAACACUACAAUCUGUAUAUUUUACUUACAGAUUACUAUCAAUGAUGAUGAAUAGAUGUCAUUCAAUGUGUAUUAA